CUAAAUUCGAUAACGAAAGUCAUUGUGAAUAAUCAAGUGAUUUUAUAUUCAGAAGUUGGUGGUUUAUAGUAAUGUAAUUAUGUAAUCAAUUAUGUUCUUAAAUUUGACAGACUUAACAGAUCAAAAGAUCCAAUAAGUAGAUGACGUUGUGAUUUUGCUGGAAUAAAUAAACAUUGUGUAUAAAACAUACGACACGUGGGUAUCGUGCUGAAUAAAUCGAUAGAGACAUAAGACGCGUGCGCCAGUCUCUAUCAACAAGAUUAUUUUAUACCAAGGUCAUUUUGCACAAACACGUGCAAUGUCGGAUUCUAUUUACACACAUGACUUUCUUUUAGAGCCUGGUGUUGAGAUUAAACAGGAAUCCCCUUUUGAGCUAGGUACCAUGUCUGCCUCGGUGCCCAUCCCGCAGCGGCGCAAUGAUCUUGGAGAUUUUGGCACAGAUUUAGAUCUGUGUUUACAAGACAAUCUCACAGGGUCUUUCCAUAAUGUACCCAAUAUGCAGUACAGUAAAUUAGCAUUUGAUAAUGAAAACUCAUCCAAAACAGAAACCUUUAAAAUGGAUGAUGAUGAUAUAUUUCAAGUUGACAAGGCAGAUUUGAUAUUAGGCCCUACUCUGGCUGAAUUAAAUGCUAAUCCAGACACCCUCUUAGAGGAUUUAAACUUUGAUGAUUUAUUAUUACCAGAAGAGAGUGGUUACUGUAUUCAGAUUGGUGGAGUUAUGAGUGGAUCUCGUCGUACAAAUAAUAUGAUGCAAGUCACAAACACCAUAUCAGCAGAAAGCCCAUGUAGUCCAUAUAGCAGAGCACAGCUUGCCUUUUCUCCAUCAAGUCAGCACAGCUCAGCAUCUUCAAGUUUCGCUCAGCCUAUGAACCAGUUGCCAGAGCUAUUGCACCGUCUGGAUGGAUAUAGUGGGGAGAUUGCUCUGGGUCAAUCAGUUCCGGCUUCCACAGUGCUGCCACCUUUUCCAGCAAGUGUUAAACCUCAAAAUACCCAACUAUCCUCAUCUGCUCCAACACAUCUUACUAUGGAACAGAUUUGGGCCCGCCGUGAGCCUCGCAAACAUUUGCUAUCUACGAGCUCACUAGCAGAGGCCGGCUCCAUUUCAUCUCUAUCUGGAGGGGUACUUAGCCCAGGUACUGGUGAUUUCUCACAGGAUGAAGAUGAUAGAGAUGUGGAAUCAGAUGAAGACAGUGAUAGAUAUGAAGACCUUUCUUCAGAUGAAUCUAAUGAUGAAUGUACUGAAAGUAAACAGGCAAGACAGAAUGCUAAGAAAGAAAGAUAUUUCUGGCAGUAUAAUGUACAGGCUAAAGGCCCUAAAGGGCAAAGACUGGUUUUGAAGAAGAAAUCUGAAGAUCCUCAUGUAUUGAAUUCUGUCACAGACCCUGUAUUUAGUCCCAAUUGUAGUGUGAGGGGUAUAAAACACAGUGGUAAAGCACGAAAAGGAGAUGGAAAUGAUCUGACCCCAAAUCCGAGAAAGUUGUAUCUUAUUGGAAAAGAACUGGACAAUUUAGGUAAAGUGAUUAAUGACAUGAUACCAGUCAGCGAGUUGCCUUUUAAUAUCAGGCCUAAAACAAGAAAAGAGAAGAACAAACUUGCCUCAAGAGCUUGCAGGUUAAAAAAGAAGGCUCAACAUGAGGCAAAUAAAUUAAAACUUUAUGGAUUACAACAAGAGCACAAACGACUUCUAAACGGUAUUAAUCAGUUGAAGCAAAUAGUAGGCAACAGGGUGACCAAUCCUCAAAACAGUGUUGAUUGGUCAGCUCACAUCAAUGAAAUAGUAAACACAUCGACGGAGGUGAAAAUUGCUGGAAAAACGUCAGAGUUUGUAAAUAAAAUUCUGGACAAUGUAAAAUCGGGCCAGAAUAACGGCGGCUUAAGCGAUUUAUAA
Molecule: messenger RNA, 1888 nt
Organism: Chilo suppressalis (striped riceborer)
Lineage: Eukaryota; Metazoa; Arthropoda; Insecta; Lepidoptera; Crambidae
Source: the annotation of a GenBank genome assembly